Messenger RNA from Penicillium brevicompactum, 273 nucleotides. RefSeq lists its product as uncharacterized. The coding region runs from base 1 to 273 and encodes 90 amino acids. NCBI's taxonomy places the organism in Eukaryota, Fungi, Ascomycota, Eurotiomycetes, Eurotiales, Aspergillaceae. The record is from RefSeq and is a predicted model, not a curated record. The transcript has a single exon.
AUGCAAGCCCGCGAGAACCAUCUUGCCCAGUUCCAUCGUCCUCUAGCCUCUGAGGCCAAAAUCCAGAUCGGAAAUUCGAAUAUUGACAAAGUUUCAACUUCCGAGGGCAUGUAUCUUCUUUCAUCCUCAGUAGACUCAAAGGCAAAUGUUGCAUCUGGUCUCAGCAUGGCUCUUCGGACCAAGUUGAUGGACUGGCAAAUGGCGAUUCGUGUUCGCUCGCUGAGGACUCAGAGAAUGAGAUUGGUUUCAACACUGAAGGGGUUGGACGAUUGA